This is a messenger RNA of Spodoptera frugiperda (fall armyworm), 13181 nucleotides long. It is a transcript of the gene unc-13, whose product is annotated as protein unc-13 homolog B. Gene Ontology annotation, molecular function: calmodulin binding; calcium ion binding; syntaxin-1 binding. Gene Ontology annotation, cellular component: terminal bouton; presynaptic active zone cytoplasmic component; presynaptic membrane. Lineage: Eukaryota; Metazoa; Arthropoda; Insecta; Lepidoptera; Noctuidae. The coding region runs from base 1318 to 9570 and encodes 2750 amino acids. The transcript has 27 exons. Gene Ontology annotation, biological process: neuromuscular junction development; dense core granule priming; presynaptic dense core vesicle exocytosis. The record is from RefSeq and is a predicted model, not a curated record.
AUUUUAUUGAAAACCAAUAUUUUAUAACACAACUAGAAACCAAAACACGCCUUUCGUUCUAUAGAUAAGACAUUAUUGUUUAUUGGAUCGUGAGAAACAUUUUAUCUGUGUCUAUACUUCACUAUGGCUGGAAGACGGGACUAACGACUUGGAAGUUUUCUUACCUUUAAAUCUCCUUUGAUGCGGAAAAAGUUAUUACUCUAUUAAAAAGUUACUGUCUCUUGAGAAAAAUACUAGUAAAACGUAAAUUACUUGUAUAACAAUUUGAUAUUUACUUACUUGUAAUAAAUAGAACAUCGCUAUUUAAUAAAAUGAAACCAUACGAGGGCUGGUAUGCCAUAUUUGCGUACAUAAUAUCGGACGUAUAUUAUAUUAUGAAUAUUUCUUAGAUGAAGUAUUUAUCAUAAUAUGACAAGACGGCGGCUCACAUUGUUUACAUAGAUGUAGGUAUUGUGUGUAAUAUACACGCUCCUUCAAAUAAUCCUCUAUGUGGUAUCAAAGGCAUUCCUCCUUAGUGAUCUAGUCACGUAUUGCCCUAUAGACGUUCAUCAUUUAUUUAGUUUGUGUGAAACGUGGCUUUCUUGUAAUGUAAAUAUUCGUAAAUCUAGGUAGCAAAUAUUUUGGAAGUUUUGUUUACCACUCAUUAGAAAAACCCUAAUCCAAUAACACCUAAGGUUCAUUUAAGCGAAGCGGUGGUGGAACUCGUCUCUAAUUUCCUCCCCGUUCAUCCUAUUUCCUUCCUCAGGCGAGCGACGCCUUCCACCUCUGAGAAGCAUUUGCUCACGUGGAAUCGAAUACGAACCGCUUAGCUGCCUCACACAGGAACAUGCUAACUUUCUUUUGAGAAAACUCGACCGUUGUAUAUUUUGAAUGUUUCCUUAAAGAAAAUUGGGUCGCGCAGGCAACAAAGUUCGCAUGUUCCACCGAGGUAUUCCUUUGCCCCCACCCACUGGUGUGCACAUAAGCCGUCUUAUGACCAAACCAGUGGAGCCCGACACUCGCUAACGGAAACCGUGUUUGUUGCAGUAAAGUGAUAAGUGUAACUACAAAUAUAUUUUUGAUGUAAACUAAUUAUCAAUUUCAUUCCGUCGAAGUACAAAGUAUAAAUUUUAAAAGUGUUGAAAUCAAAUAUAAAUAGUUAUAUAAAGUGAACUAUAAAGAACAAUAUGACGUGUUGAACAUUUAGUGCGAAACAAUGACUUUAGUGCGAACUAUCAGUGGUACAGGACUGUUUCGAGUCGAAAGUGUUAACAAUAAAACGAUAUGGGAUGACUCAUAGUGAAAAAUGUUACAUGCAACCCACUAUCCAUUCCGAAGAUGAUGCGCGAUAUCCACGACAAUGCUGGGGCAGGCGCAAGCGGCGGGAUGGAGGAAAGCGAGGACGGCGGGAAUGGGGUUGCAGAGGUCGAUAUGGACGAAUGCGGCUCCCUCGCGCUUCCUCCCGACCUGCCCCCCUACUCCGGCGACUACAUCAUCAGCGACUACAUGGAACGCCUCGGCACACGCCUCAAUAUUCUCGAAACGGAACUCAAAUAUGCUUGGCGAGCUCUCGAUCUGCUUAGCCAAGAAUAUGUUCGAAUGUGGGAGCGUCUCGAAAGAUUGGAGACGCUGCUCGCAGAUCAACAGGGUGUAAUAUCAACUUUACUGGACUUUUACACAUGCCGUACUGUCAGCGCUAGAGAUCCAAUGACUCGACUAGAAGUGAUUAGAGAAAUAUUAGGAAAUGGUACCGUCGAAGAUGGAAUAGAGGAAGGUAUAGAUAUCGGACGAAACUCAUUAUUAGAUCAUCCAGAAGAGAUUAUGGAAUCAAAUGAAGCAUUCUAUAAGAGUUUAAAUCAAGCCUAUCGUGAUGAUUUAGUUUGUGAUGAAACAUCUAGACCACCAUCACAGUUAGAUAUGAUUUGGGAAGCUCCGGAAGAACCAGAUAUAGAAAUGAUGCCAUCAAGCUCGAGACAAAUAUAUAGUUCAUCAGAUUAUAAAGAUUAUUGUGGACUAAAAGGAGGACCUGUCAUUAGUGAACGAGAUUUGGUGCAUUUAUCUGCUUUAAGUACAAUAGAUCAAAUCACAGUAGAUAAAUUACAUGAAUUAGAUAGAUUGACAACUCAAUUACAUAAAGAUUCCAGAGAGUUAAAAGACUUGAAAACCAGGCUUCUCAGCCCUGAAACGAAACUAUCAAAACAUGACAGGGAAAUAGAAGCAAAGGCACUAGUCGAAGACGGGAAUAUAAUCAAUGAACAACUUAAAAGUGUUUACUCGGGCGGCGAAAAUUGGGCUAUCAACGAUAUGAUGAAAAGUUUUGAUGAUUUUAUGUUGACGACUCCUAAAGACUCGAUGGUCAGGGAGAAAUCACCAUCAAGAUUGUCACUUACUGAUAAUGUGUCUGAUAGAACAAUGGAUUAUUUACCUCCAACUCUUUCUCCUCGUCGAAAGUAUGUACCCGAAAGAACUACUACAGAACCAUACACGACUGUAACUGGGCGUUUAGCCUACAGUUCGGCGGUAGCUAAUGCUGAGAUCAAUGCAGCAAAAGCAUCUAAGUCACCCAGUGCUCUCUCAAGAGAAAGAUUUGAAUAUAGUUCUCCAUAUCCAAUAGCUGACACUUCCAGACAAAAUUAUUUUUCUAGCAAAGGCCUAUCUCAGCCUUUAAACGAGAUUUAUAAAACAGGAUCAGAACAACACUCUCCCUUGUCAAUUCACGAAAUAUAUAACGGACCUAGUGCUAAUGAAUUAAAUUAUGAAGAAAACAGAUUAAGAAAAUCCCCAAGUCCUCCACCACCGGCACCACCAAAUGGAGCAAACGGAUUUCCAUCGAUAGAGAACAACAACGAAAUGGUUGGUCAUCAACAAAUGUUAUCGACUGCAGGUGCUUUACCACAUGAUGCUAUGCGAUUGAGUCCGAGAUCACCAAAAUCACCCAAAACAUCACCAAAGCAUGUAAAGAGAGACUCGGCUAAUAUUGUAGCCGCAAAAUCAGAUUCAGGUUUAUCAUCCAUGAGUGGAUGGUCGAGUUUAGAAAAAAGUCCUGGCUCGCCUAAAACAGGUCGAAUUGCACACGCAAGCCACGAUCACAAAAUGAGAAUUACUUCUCCACAACCUGUACAAAGGAUGUCAUAUGAGAUCGAUGCGAAACCAUACAUAGAAACGCUUGUUGACUCCUAUCUUUACGAAGGGGCAAAUUUGAAGAGUGAUUUUAAUUUACGGAAAACAGAACAUAUGGCAAAGGAAGUUAGUUCUAGAGAUUUAAGUAAAUUGCAAGGAAAAGUCGAGAGUGAUUAUAUAAAAAGCGAUAUCCCAUAUUCGGUAACCGAUCAAAUGACUCAAAUAAGCAAUAUCGGAGAAUAUUAUUACGGUAACGAAGCCCCUUCAAUAUAUUCCGUAGCUGGAAAUAGGCAACCAAUAUUCACAACUGUGUAUAGUACGCCGAGAGGAAUGUUAUCUGAAGAUAGGAGUUUUUCCGAAUUAUUAGAUAGAAAUGAAAUUACCGAAUCUGUUGCAAGGCCUGUGGCAGAUUCUUAUCCGCCGGAACCUAGUUAUCAUGCACAGACUGUUGUCAUGUCGGCGGCAAAUGCAAAUAAACGACCCUUGACUAGAGCGAAUACGAUGGGUGCGAACGAUCCACAUUUUUAUCAAAAUGGAUAUAAAGGACAUCGUGCUGGAUAUCCUCCAGGCAAUCUCACUGAUGCUCUGUCAUAUUACCCAACGUCAACAAGAUAUGAUUCACCUAAAAGGACGUCUUUGGAAGAUCAGAUAUCGUGGCAAGGUGGUAGUCGAUCUCCAACCAGUUCAAUGGAAACUUCGAGUUUGAAAUCUCAUUCCCUGAGUAUAACUGAAAGAAAACAAUUUCAAAAUCAACUACAACAAGAAUAUUUCAAACAACAGCAAUAUGAUCAACGAAAUGGUAAUGUAAUGUAUGAAAACCAAGGCUUCGAUAAGCAAGCUGCACCUGAUCAGCCUAAAGUUAGAAAGGAGCAAUAUGUGGAAUCGAGUGGUAUACUAGUGUCUGAAUCGGGCUAUUUAUCAAUAUCUAAUAACUUCAAAGGCAAACCUCAAGAUAAACAGCCUAAAAAACCAAAACGAACAUCAUCAUUAAAAUCAGCAAUGUCAUCAAUGAGUCAUUGGCUUCCAGAUUUACAUUUACCAAAGAAACAUAGAUCACAUUCGCUUCCCUCUGGUGUGGACAAUGUAGAACAACCACAGCAAGAAAAAUCAUUAAAAGAACGUAUUUUGUCUGCUCAGAGAAGGAAAAAGAAAUAUCAUUUAGUGGCUUCGAUGUCUGGCUUGUUACAAAAAGCUAGAAGGAAGCAACAAGCAAGCCAUCAGUCAUUAUCAGAUCCAGAAACAUCAGAAACUGAAUGGUCUGGAGGCAGAUCAAGUGCCCAGUCCGAAGAUAGCGAUAGUGUAUUUUCGGAUUCUACUCAUGAUGGUAGUAUGUUUCCUAAAGUAGCACCUAAACCAAAAAGGAAAAUGAAUAACCAAGAAAUUGUAGAACAACAAAUGAUGAUACAAGAACGCAUUCAAGAGCAAGGAAGAGAAUAUCAAGAGGACGACCCUAAUUGCAUAAUUGAGGAAACAGAAAAACUGACUGCAGCUACAAACGUAAUUCCGAGAGAUAAAAGUGAUGACAUCGAUUUUCAUUUUGCUCGAGUUAGUCAAAUGAAAAAAGAAAAUAAUAUACCAAAGCUAGAAAAGUUAGAUAUUGAUACUGAUAUCUCAAAUGUCGAUUUGUUCGAAGAGGAUGAAAAAGGAGAUCAAUCUCCUGGGUCACUUUUUGCUACUAUUGGAGAUGUGAAAAAGUCAUCGACCACCACUGAAGAUGGAUUAAGUGAAAGUAAUAAAUCCUACAGCGGAAGUUCACAAGAAUUCGCAGUUUCUAGAGCUUUAGGUAAAUAUCGUUUGCGUAAAUCCACAUCGGUAUCAGAUGAACAUAUUGCUGAUAUUUCACCACCAAAAACAGAGAGAGAUGAACGAGAAGAAGAAUUGACUGACGAAUUUAUCAAUCAGCAAAUGCAAAAGGAAAAGAAAAUACGUAAACCCAGUCCACCUGAGGUAGUAAAUACUGUGACCUUGAGUGCUGAAGAUCCACAUAACUUGCCAGAAAGAAGUCCAUCGAUACAAAGUACUCGUGGCUUGCCAAACAAGUUUCAACCGCGACACCAACAAAGUUUGGAAAUACCAAAUAAACAUGAUGAUGACGACAGUAGAAGCACUCAUUCUUGGAGAAGUGGAUCCAGAGUAUCGUCAAGACGUCAAAGUACUGAAGACAGUAUUGAUUCUGAAGACGAAUGGUAUUGCUACGAAUUGAGGAAACUGGAAGAAAUGGAGCAUCAGUCGCAAGUGGAAAUUGAGCGACAGCAAACGUUACCAGAAGAGCCAGAAAUUGAGGAAGAAUAUUCCAGUGAAGUUCUUAAAGAGAAAAUGUCAUUCGUGCUACGUGAACUAAAACUUAAAACGGCAACAACGAAACAAAAAUAUGACGAAUCUCCUACCAAAGAAUCUUGGAAAGAUGUAACAACUUUCCCAGUAAUCGAGGAGACAACGGAUGAAGACAGACAUUCAAGUGAUGAUAAGUCACUUGAUUACUCAGGUUCAGGUGAAACUUCUGGACCUGACAGUCCAGUUCAAAGUGGCGAUGAACUGGAUGAUGACUACGAUAUGCCACAAAUACAACUGCCAUUACCUUUACCUCGUGAGGAACCGCGGCAGCAACAAGAUGCUCCUGUUGGCAGCAAGUGGAAGCUCCUCAAAGCCCUGAAAGACCGCAAAGCUGAGGAGAAGACGUCGGAGACGCCGGCAGCAACGACACCGUCAACUGAAAAGGACAAAGUCAGCGCCGGUAAUGGAUCCGGUGGCUUCAACGAGCAGGGUGGCAGAGGAAAUGGGCACGUCACGGAUAAUCCAUUCUAUAGCAACAUCGACAGCAUGCCUGACAUCAGACCAAGGAGAAAAUCCAUACCUCUCGUCUCCGAACUUACAAUGGCGGCUACGAAGAGGAAUGCAGGUUUGACGUCAGCUGUACAUCGAGCCACAUUGAACGAUGAAGAACUGAAAAUGCACGUAUACAAGAAGACUCUGCAAGCGCUCAUCUACCCAAUCUCGUCGACCACGCCUCAUAACUUCGUACUAUGGACGGCUACAUCGCCUACUUAUUGUUACGAGUGCGAAGGCCUACUUUGGGGCAUCGCCAGACAAGGUGUAAGGUGCACUGAAUGUGGUGUCAAGUGCCACGAAAAGUGCAAGGAUUUGCUCAAUGCCGACUGUCUUCAGAUGUGUUUCGCAGGGGCGGCUGAAAAGUCUUCCAAACAUGGCGCCGAAGACAAAGCCAAUUCCAUCAUCACGGCUAUGAAAGAACGAAUGAAACAACGUGAACGAGACAAACCUGAAAUCUUUGAACUAAUCAGGCGGACUUUUAACGUCGACCCAGACACUCACAUUGACAGUCUAGAACAGGCCAAGCAAGUCACUAUAGAAGGAACAUCAAAGUGGUCUUGCAAGAUCGCCAUUACAGUUAUUUGUGCUCAAGGCCUCAUCGCGAAGGAUAAGAGUGGAACUUCAGACCCCUACGUAACCGUCCAAGUAAGCAAAGUGAAGAAGAGAACAAGAACUAUGCCUCAGGAAUUGAACCCCGUGUGGAACGAAAAGUUUUACUUUGAAUGCCACAACUCAUCUGAUCGUAUCAAAGUGAGAGUAUGGGAUGAAGAUAACGACUUGAAAUCAAAACUACGCCAGAAACUGACUAGAGAAUCUGAUGAUUUCUUGGGUCAGACAAUCAUUGAGGUACGAACAUUAUCAGGCGAGAUGGACGUGUGGUACAACUUGGAGAAACGAACGGACAAGUCUGCGGUGUCAGGAGCCAUCAGGCUGCACAUCAACGUGGAGAUCAAGGGCGAGGAGAAGGUGGCACCCUACCACGUCCAGUACACAUGUCUUCACGAGAACCUGUUCCACUAUCUAUGUGAGGAGAACAACGGUGCCGUCACCCUACCAGCUGCGAGAGGCGACGAUGCUUGGAAGGUCUACUUCAAUGAAAUCCCUGAAGAAAUCGUCGACGAAUUCGCUAUGAGAUACGGCAUAGAAGCCAUCUAUCAGGCCAUGACCCACUUCCACUGCCUCUCCACGAAGUACUUGUGUGCUGGAGUACCAGCGGUGAUGUCCACGUUGCUGGCCAACAUCAAUGCUUACUAUGCCCACACCACCGCGUCUUCUGCAGUGUCAGCGUCGGACCGAUUCGCUGCUUCUAACUUUGGAAAAGAGAAGUUCGUGAAAUUACUGGAUCAGCUCCACAACUCGUUGAGGAUCGACCUGUCGAUGUAUAGGAACAACUUCCCGGCGUCCAGUGCUGAGAAGCUCAUGGACCUGAAGUCUACAGUCGACUUGCUUACCAGCAUCACGUUCUUUAGAAUGAAGGUUCAAGAGCUAAGUAGUCCGCCCCGCGCCAGCACUGUGGUCAAAGACUGUGUGAAGGCAUGCCUUAGAUCAACAUAUCAGUUUCUAUUCGAGAAUUGUUACGAGCUAUACAACAGGGAGUUCCAGGUGGAUCCAAAUGAAGCGAAGCGUGAUCCUGCAGACCACGGUCCUCAGCUGGAGUCUGUGGAUUUCUGGCACAAACUGAUUGCUCUCAUCGUAUCUGUGAUAGAGGAAGAUAGGAAUAGUUACGCGCCUGUUCUCAACCAGUUCCCUCAAGAAUUGAAUAUUGGUCAGCUAUCAGCGGCGACGAUGUGGUCCUUAUUCGCUGUAGACAUGAAGUAUGCCUUGGAAGAACAUGAACAACAUCGGCUUUGCAAGUCUUCGGCUUACAUGAACUUGCACUUCAAGGUAAAAUGGCUUCACACAAACUACGUAAAAGACGUGCCGCCAUACUGUGGAGCUGUGCCAGAGUACCCGGCGUGGUUUGAACCAUUCGUGAUGCAGUGGCUCAACGAGAACGAUGACGUCUCUUUAGAAUAUCUCAACGGAGCAUUCAACAGGGAUAAGAAAGAUGGGUUCCAACAAUCAAGCGAGCACGCCCUAUUCAGUUGCUCAGUGGUAGACGUCUUCACCCAACUAACGCAAUGCUUCGACGUGGUCUCCAAACUCGAGUGCCCAGACCCUGAAAUCUGGAAGCGAUACAUGAAGAGAUUCGCCAAGACCAUCGUCAAGGUCCUUGUGGCUUACGCCGACAUCGUGAAGAAGGAGUUCCCCGAACACCUUAAGGAGGAACGAGUGGCAUGCAUCUUGAUGAACAACAUCCAACAGUUGAGAGUACAAUUGGAGAAGAUGUUCGAGUCUAUGGGAGGUCCCAAGCUGGAGCGAGACGCUGCUGACAUCCUGAAGGAUCUGCAGAAUAGACUCAACGGGACGUUAGAUGAUCUGGCGUCUAUGUUUGCUAACAGCUUGGAGACUCGAAUCACAGCCAGUGUGAAGGAGCUAGGAGAACUACUGCAAAAGGUUGGAGGCGGUGCAGCACCUGGUCAACAACAGCCUCCCGUUCACCACGAGGCUGAUGAAGUGCUACGACCACUCAUGGAUAUUUUGGAUGGCUCUCUCACAAUGUACGCGGAAUCCUGUGAAAAGACUGUUCUUAAACGACUACUAAAGGAAUUGUGGAAGAUUGUGAUGAAGAUAUUAGAAAAGACUGUUGUGCUCCCGCCUAUGACUGAUAAGACGAUGAUGUUGAAGAAUUUGACGAACAACGCUAAGAACUUGGCAGCGAAUGCAAAGAUCGAGGACAUGACACAGUUGUUCAAGAGCACUGUGGGCAAGCAGGACGUCAAGCAUGCACUGUCUGGCGUCAUGGACAUCUCGAAAGAGCAUCUGUCAGCUGAGAAGAGUUUGACACCAAAGCAGUGUGGAGUUCUGGACGCGGCUUUGGACACCAUCAAGCUAUACUUCCACGCAGGAGGCAAUGGACUCAAGAAGGCCUUCUUAGAGAAGAGUCCAGAGCUGCAAUCCUUGAGAUAUGCUCUCAGCUUGUACACACAAACUACUGAUACGCUCAUCAGGACCUUUGUUAGCUGUCAGCAGAAUCAAGACGCUGCAGUCGUGGAAGAGGGAAGCGUGGGUGAGGUGUCACUCCAAGUGGAUCUUUUCACGCAUCCCAACACUGGAGAACAUAAGAUCACGGUGAAAGUGGUAGCAGCCAACGAUCUGAAGUGGGUGAUCCAAAGCGGUAUGUUCCGUCCGUUCAUCGAGGUUAAUCUGAUCGGUCCACACCUCGCGGAGAAGAAGAGGAAAUUCGCCACCAAGUCCAAGAGUAACAAUUGGAGUCCCAAGUUUAAUGAGACUUUCCACUUCAUGGUGAGCAACACGGAGCAGCUGGACCUGUUCGAGCUGCACGUGUGUGUUCGUGACUACUGCUUCGCACGCGAGGACAGGCUGGUCGGCGUCGCUAUCAUGCGAAUGACCGAAAUCGUUGAACAGGGUGCCAUCGCGUGCUGGCUGCCUCUAGGCACCCGAAUCAAAAUGGACGAGACUGGCUGGACGAUACUAAGAAUACUUUCUCAAAGGCACAAUGAUGAAGUCGCUCGGGAGUUCGUCAAGCUCAAGUCUGAAAUGAGGACUGAGGCACCAGCUGGUGCGCCAGGCCCAGCGUGAACCACUUAAUCAAAAUCCCACGUGCCACAACAUUCUACACAACCUACCAACUCCAAGACUGCGACUGGACUGAUUGAUCCGGUUGUGAUGUCCCUUAGUAUUUCAAAACAGUUUAAUGUGCGCAAACGAGACAGAAUCAUGUUCUGCACGAUGCGUACGAAAGAGACGAAGCCACUGCAACGGAGUUUGGAAGUGACAUCGGCGCUCUGGCGGCUCCCGGUCAGUGCUCGUUCGUUUUGUUUCGUACAAUCUCGACGGAGAUGUGUUUUGUAAAUAAAAUUUAUCUUUGUUAAGUUACGCGGAUAGUAGAAUAUUUUGCACAAAUUCGUAAACAUUAGCCGAAAAGACUGACCGUAGGCGGCCGGGCGCCGCGGCGGACGCGACUUAGGCAUCCAGCUACAUACACUUUCCUAUCCAAGAGACACUUUUAACUUCCAUUAUAUGACGAUAACAAAGCCCUUAGCGCUCCACAAUUUUAUUAACUUCGCUCUUUUAAUUCUUUAUUGCUCAGUCGCGAAGUGUUCUUUCCUAAAUCAGACAGCCCAACUUCUCUCGCUGGGUACCUAAAUUCGCGAACGCAUCGUUGACCCACGAUUUAUGUAAUAAUAUUUAUAUGGACCAAACUGUCGUAAAUACGGAUGAAUUAAUCCUUAAACAUUAAUAUUAAAAAUGCAACAUAAUUAUUUAUCUAAUUAAUCAUCUACUCGUUAUACGUGUACAUGUACAGUAAGAUAUAUGGCCUUAUGUAAAUUAUUUCCUUUUAUUGGUUUCAAUGCUUCUGUCGAGUCGGUAAUGUGUAAAAGUGUUGAGGAUAUUUCCUGAGUGCUAAGAGGUAUGCGUUUAUAUUUUCCUUUCAGUAAAUGCGUGGUGUAUAGAAUAAUGCGAAGUUUAUAAAGCAUGUUCGUUUAGGUGAUGAGUGUUAUAUAAAAUGGAAUUAAUAAUAUAGUCAUAGCCGUCGUUCGUUCUUGAAAUCCUUUACGCGAUGCUUUUUGACGUGUGUACUUAAAUAUAGAAUUAGAUAUAAAGUUAUCUUGAAGCAUAUAUCUUUAUUCCAACGCAACGUUUAAUACUAAUGGCUUCCGCGAUAAAUAUAGUCAAUCUACAGAGGAAAUCGUGUGUUUUGAUUUACUUUGUACGUCAUAUGAAUCUGACAAAAUAAUAUUGGUGUUGAAAUAUCUGUGUAUUCUAUGAAUGUUAUAGACUUGUCCGUUAAAAUUAAAUAUAUUAAAUAAAUGUUACCUCAAAAAGUAUCGCGUAACAUAAUGGAUAAAAUGUGCGGUAUAUUGUCAUCUUUAAAAAAAUAAUAAUGAUUAUUUUACGUGUCCCGUUUUGAGUGACCUAUAUUAUAUGUAUGUGAUCCAUUAUAUAAACAGAUAUGUAUGUACAUAACAAUAAGUAUAUGUUAAAUGUGUAUAUCACAGUAUUUGCUAUUACUUUAAUAAGCUUGGCCUGUUUGAAGUAUAAUCUAUAAUCUCCAAUAUCUUUUUGUAUAUUAUUGAAAAUUGUGAUAUUGUUAUAAAGAUGACGUAACAUCAUAAUUGUCGUGUCUAUCUGUUUAAUAAAUCCGAUGUUAUAAUUGUUAAUAAUAAUAAAUGUUAUGUUACAAGCAAAAAUAUAACAGCGGUUAACAUUUCACACCGUAUUUGUUAUAACAUAGAAAAUUUUAUUUACGUUAGUCAUACAACUAUUUUAUUGAAUAUUUUGUUGUUUAUAAUAAAAGUAAAUACCUUCCAUGUUAAGGCCCUAGUGCUCAAAAAUAAUUUGUUAAGGCUAUAUUACGGCGAAUAACAAUAACGGCUCGUUGAUUUAUUAACAUAAUAAUUAUUAUAAAAAAAUAUAAUAAUAAUAAUAAAAAAUAUCACAGUCCAAAACUCAAAACACGUUUGAAAGUCGUCACAUAAAUAAUAACAUUUUAAUAAUGUGUACAUUUUCAAUAGCAUUAAUUAAAUAAUAAUUAUAUUAUUAUAAUGAUUCUAUUAAGUGCACCUCUGAUAACUUUAUUUUCUUAUUCCAUUCCUAAACUUUUAUAAAUAACGGAUUUUCCUUUUUGUAACCUCUAUUUUUGACAGUUGUAUAGUUUUUAAUGGAAUUUUCUGAAAUUUUUAAUGUCCUUUAAGAAUUCUACCAGUAAAUAGAUAUUUGAUGACGUUGAAAAUGCACACGGUGUGUAGGUAGGCACAUCACUAACCGACACGGGACAUAGAUUUUCUAAAUCUUAGCAUUUAUCAUGGAUUACAUAUCUGUAGAUAGAGAAUGUGGUUUGUCUAGUCCAAAUCUCAAUAAUAUACAACGUGUAACAAAAUACCCAUAUACAUCAAGAAGCGCUGAUGAAUACAGGUUGAAUAGAGUCUCUACACGAAGUUUCAGCUUAAAAUACGUUUAAAAAAAAAUUGGUACCAAAUACUUGGUAUCGCAUGGUUCUUGAUUUUAAAUCAUACAAACAUGUCACAACACUACAGGGGUCACUCGCUAAUAUUACGAAACAUUUAUUCUGUCAAUCUGAUCGCCUAGUACCUGUCUACCUAAUUUUGAAUAACGCGGCGGCGCGAUUUGAAAAAUUCAUAACUUGGUACCAUGAAAAAAUUAGUUUAAAAAACCCUUACCGUAUCGUUUGUUAUGUUAUCUAGAAGCCGUGUACUUGAUAUGUAUACCCCUUUUUGUUACACGUUGUAUAUUAAUUAAUUAUAUAUUUACUCGUCUUAUUAUAAUAUAUAGAAAAAAACUUUUAUUUCUAAUUUACAUUUCCGAGUUGACUGAAUCUGUAUAACUAUAGCGUAAUAGAAAACAACAAUAAUUAUUACAAUAUUUAUUUUGUUAUUUAUUAUCUCAAAUAAAUAAUUGUAGUAAUCUAUUCAAUGUAUUAAUGUGCGCAAUAAUAAUUGAAAUAAAACAAUUGAAUUAGAUUUAUAACAUUCUUUGUCCACGAUAAAAUAGAAAUAUACAAGUUAUACAUAAUAUGUGCAUUACUGCGUUGAAUAGAGCUUUUCCAACUAUAUAUUUUGGAAAAAACAGCGAUGCCCACAAAAAUGUUACAUUAUUGGUUCAUUAUGUUAUGUUCAAUUACAAUUUCAUUAUUACAGAAUCAUUAUUGGUCAUACAUUUGUAAAUAGUUGCAACUCGAACGUAAAGGGAAGCUACUAUAUUGAUGGGAUCGUGUGAUAUCUACAUAAACCAAAAUAUAUCAGUAUUACUUUUCGUGUACUUAAUAAAAAAAAGAUAAUAUUAUAAUGUAAUAAUGAAAAAAAAAUCUGUAAUCAAUAACUGUUUAUGAAGAUACGACGAUUCGAGCUAGUUUAAAAGAAAAGCGCACAGUAUUCAUUAUAUUCUCAUCAAAUAAUAUGAUAACUAACAAUUCGUAUUGACUCAAUAAACCUAAUAAACAUUACAUUUGACAAUACUUGGUAAAUAUUAUUUUGUAAGUGUAAUAAUUAUGUGAUUGUCACGUUCAUUGGCAUCGGAAGUCUGUUACGCUCCAAUUUUAGUAUUAAAAUAUCACUAACAUUGCAUACAUCUUUGUAUAAAUGCAUAUAUGUAAAUGUUACAUGUUUAAACACAUUAUUGAAUUUAGAAUUUUUAUGAAAAAAUAAAUAAAUAUCCGUAUUUCAAAUAAA